Molecule: messenger RNA, 1275 nt
Organism: Astyanax mexicanus (Mexican tetra)
Lineage: Eukaryota; Metazoa; Chordata; Actinopteri; Characiformes; Acestrorhamphidae
Gene: grhprb
Product: glyoxylate reductase/hydroxypyruvate reductase b
Exons: 9
Coding region: 99-1151 (350 amino acids)
Cellular component (GO): cytosol
Molecular function (GO): glyoxylate reductase (NADPH) activity; NAD binding; hydroxypyruvate reductase [NAD(P)H] activity
Source: RefSeq, a predicted model, not a curated record
ACACACAAACACACACACUCCUCCAGCUGGUCAGGGCUGAAGUCCUCGUGCUGCUGGCUGCUGUCCGGUGUCUCGCGCUCUUUAAUCGUGGUGCGGCUAUGUGGUGCAGCAGAACAGCGCUCCGGCGGCUCGCGCUCCAAACCGCUCCGCUCGCGGGAAUUCAGAGAGACAUGUCGACCUUACCGCGCGUCUACGUCACGCGCCAGAUCCCCCCGCGCGGACUUCAGAUCCUCCGCGAGUCCGGACAAGUGCAGUUUGAGCUGUGGGACUCUGAUGAUCCCGUUCCUCGUCAGGAACUACUGAAGAAGGUCAGAGGUUGUGAUGGACUGCUCUGUGUGCUGACCGAGAAGAUUGAUGCUGAAGUAUUAGACGCUGCAGGUCCGAACCUGAAGGUGCUCAGUACCAUGUCAGUGGGGUUUGAUCAUCUGUCACUGGAUGAGCUGAAGAAAAGAGGGAUCCGGAUAGGAUACACUCCUGAGGUUCUGACGGACGCUGUGGCCGAGCUGACUGUUGCUCUUCUCCUCGCUACAUCUCGAAGACUCAUUGAAGCUACACAUGAGGCCAAAACAGGUGGCUGGGGUACCUGGAGGACUCUGUGGCUGUGUGGACACGAGCUGGCGGACAGCACAGUCGGCAUCCUCGGACUCGGAAGGAUUGGAGUGGCCAUUGCUGAGCGUUUGAAGCCCUUUAAGGUGAAAAAGUUCAUCUACACAGAUGUGGAACCAAGACCGGAGCUAGCAGAGAUGAUCCAGGCGGAAUAUGUGUCGAUGGAUGAGCUGGCGAGGCGGUCCGAUUUCCUGGCAGCGUGCUGCGCUUUGACUCCUGAGACUCAGGGCAUCUGCAACAAGAAGCUGUUCUCCAAGAUGAAGAGCACCUCCAUCUUCAUCAACACCAGCAGGGGAGGCGUGGUGAACCAGGAGGAUCUGUAUGAGGCUUUAUCCACAGGGCGGAUCGCUGGAGCUGGACUAGACGUCACCGUACCAGAACCACUGCCCACCAACCACCCUCUCUUCACACUCAAAAACUGCGUGAUCUUACCCCACAUCGCCAGCGCCUCCUACACCACCCGGAACGCCAUGUCUGCUCUGGCCGCCAAUAAUCUGCUUGCUGGACUCCGAGGAGAACCGAUGCCCAAAGAGCUUCCGCUCUGAAGCCUCAACUCAGGAACCUAAAGCCUCAUAACCCACAACUUCCCCACAAAACUCUGUGUAACAGUACUGAUCUAAGAUCACCUCUCAUCAGCUGUCUAAUAGAAUUCAGUAAACUUUAAAAUGA